AAUGUAGGAAAAGUUGGUUGGAUUUUGUGGUAUUCAUUAAUGUUUGUUUGCAAUUAGAGUAGACAACAACAUACAUAGACAUAAAGAAAGUGUCACUCAACCCAACCUUAAAGACGGUUAUCUCCAAGGAGACCAAAAUGUCUUUCACUGCAACCAAGUUCGCACCCUCUCCUCUUCCUCUCAAUUCCACCACCCCCAGAUCCAAUGACAAGCCUCUCUCUUUCUCCUUCGAUCACUCCAAAACCAACCCUUCUUCCUCUUUUCUUGGAUCCACUCGCAAGCUUCUUCGCUUCACUGCUCUUGCCAAACCUCGUGCUCAGGCUCGUGCUUCUACCCCUGUUGCUGAUGUUCUUCUCCAGCAAACCUCCAAUCUGCUUAUUACUAAAGAGGAAGGGUUGGAGCUGUAUGAAGACAUGAUACUAGGGAGGUUCUUCGAGGACAAAUGUGCUGAGAUGUAUUAUAGGGGCAAAAUGUUUGGUUUUGUUCACUUGUACAAUGGCCAAGAGGCUGUGUCAACUGGGUUCAUCAAGCUUCUGAAGAAGGAGGAUUAUGUAGUGAGCACCUACAGAGAUCAUGUUCAUGCAUUGAGUAAGGGGGUCUCCUCUCGAGCCGUAAUGAGUGAACUGUUUGGAAAGGCAACAGGAUGCUGCCGAGGCCAGGGCGGUUCAAUGCAUAUGUUCUCAAAAGAGCACAACAUGCUUGGCGGUUUUGCAUUCAUUGGUGAAGGAAUUCCAGUGGCCACUGGGGCUGCAUUUUCGAGCAAAUACAGAAAGGAGGUGUUGAAUGAGGCAGAUGCUGAUCAGGUGACAUUGGCUUUUUUCGGAGAUGGGACUUGUAACAAUGGCCAAUUCUAUGAAUGCCUGAACAUGGCAGCUCUGUGGAAAUUGCCAAUUGUGUUUGUGGUGGAGAAUAAUUUGUGGGCUAUUGGAAUGUCACAUCUCAGAGCAACUUCAGAUCCUCAGAUAUGGAAGAAAGGACCAGCGUUUGGAAUGCCAGGGAUUCAUGUUGAUGGGAUGGAUGUUUUGAAGGUCAGAGAGGUGGCAAAGAAGGCAAUUGAAAGGGCUAGAAGGGGAGAGGGACCAACCCUAGUGGAAUGUGAAACCUAUAGAUUUAGAGGACAUUCAUUGGCUGACCCUGAUGAGCUUCGUGACCCUGCUGAGAAGGAACACUAUGCUGGUAGGGACCCCAUCACUGCACUGAAACAAUACCUUUUUGAGAACAAUUUAGCCAGUGAGCAAGAAUUGAAGGCCAUAGAGAAGAAAAUCGAUGAGAUUCUUGAUGAUGCAGUUGAGUUUGCAGACAACAGCCCUCUUCCACCCCGUAGUCAGCUUCUGGAGAAUGUGUUUGCAGAUCCAAAAGGCUUUGGAAUUGGACCAGAUGGAAGGUAUAGAUGUGAGGAUCCAAAAUUCACUGAAGGCACUGCUCAAGUCUAAUCUUUUCUUUCUUUCUUUCAACUUUCAGUUUUGUAUCAGUGUUCUUUUCACAUGCUUAAUUAGUGAUGAAAUGCUACACAAUGUCUAAUAUAAACAGGAUUUGUUCUUUAGGUUGGAAACUUGGCUUUAUGUGUCUUACAUUUAUCAUUGUUUGUUGAACUAAUGUCAAGAAUGAUGACAAUCUUCAUUAUAGAUCUUCAUUGUAUAAUAAAACUUUUUGUUGUUUCUCUUU
Molecule: messenger RNA, 1665 nt
Organism: Vigna umbellata (rice bean)
Lineage: Eukaryota; Viridiplantae; Streptophyta; Magnoliopsida; Fabales; Fabaceae
Source: RefSeq, a predicted model, not a curated record